This is a messenger RNA of Girardinichthys multiradiatus, 2061 nucleotides long. Its product is annotated as Ras-related and estrogen-regulated growth inhibitor-like protein. The coding region runs from base 504 to 1139 and encodes 211 amino acids. The transcript is spliced from 4 exons. Gene Ontology annotation, molecular function: GTPase activity; GTP binding. NCBI's taxonomy places the organism in Eukaryota, Metazoa, Chordata, Actinopteri, Cyprinodontiformes, Goodeidae. The record is from RefSeq and is a predicted model, not a curated record.
AAUCUAAUCAUGUUUGUCCCAAAUAGGUUAUUCUAUUAAAAGCAAAUUCUUAAAUAAAAAUUUGUCCGUUUCAAACUGUUGGUUUUGCCCAGCAGUGAAUGCUGAAAGACAGAGAGGUUUCUGACCUGUUUGGGUUAGCAACAAUUGCUGUGAGUUGUUAUUUUAUGCCAUGCAGAGCCCAGAUGUCCAAAGAUUUCCACUAUGCAGCAGAAAUAUCCCAAAAUGUCCCCAUAAUACACAUCCUCACAAUGUGGUCCUCAAAAAUCCUCACAAACACAACAGGAUGGCCUAAAACACCACCCAUGCCCCGGUCCAGUGUUAGCUUCAUAUCUACAAAAAACCUAACAUGCAGUAAUCACACUUCAGAUAGACCCUGUCCACCAAUCACAGACUGUAUCCAGACUGACGCCACGCCCACAAGAUGUAUAAGAAGACCAGGACCUGCAGCCGGAGCUCCACAUCCUUUAGGUUCACAGUCAAACUAGAUCCAGUACAGAUUCCUGAUGGUGGUGGAGGUGAAAAGCCGCAUGGAGGUGAUGGAGCCAAACCAGCAGAGGGUGGAGGCAAACAUUCUGCUGCUUGGGGUGCACAACGUGGGCAAGACUGCUCUAACGGUCAGAUUUCUGACCAGACGAUUCAUCGGAGAGUACGGAGAUAUCGAGUCGAUUUACAGUCGAGUCGACAGAGUCGAUGGUCAGGAGAUCUGCAUCAACAUCUGGGACUCACAGGCUGAAGGGAAAACCUGCUCCGUCAGCGACAAGCAGCUGCAGUGGGCAGAUGGGAUGGUGCUCGUCUAUGACAUCUGCGACCGCAGCAGCUUUGAGGCGAUUCGCCAGCAGCUGCAGCUGAUCCGUCGCAGCAGGAAGAUGUCGUCUUUGCCUGUUGUCAUCGUGGGAAACAAACGUGACCUGCAGCAUCACCGCAGAGUCUCCGGCGAGGAGGGACAUCUGCUCGCUCUGACGGAGCGCUGCGGCUUCUUCGAAGUGUCCGCGGCCGAGACGUACCACGGCGUCUUGUUGGUGUUUCACCGGCUGGUCGACCUCGUCAGGGAGACCCGGGCCCUGAGGAAGAGUAUGGCGGGAGUCAGAGGGAUCGUCAGGAGCAUGUCGGCGGUGUUUGGGAAAAAACGAGCCGAAUGAACUCGCGUGUAGGUCGUUUUUACGGAUUUAGAUGAAAUGUAGGCGGUGAGGAGCUCCUGUCCGAUACCUUCUGAGAACAGUCAAAGAUGAGGCAGGCUGAAGAAGGUUGAGAGAACGAUUCUUUGUUUGAAAGUCAAAGAAGUUGGUGAAAUAAGUUGUGCAGAUGUUUGGUUUGGGAUGGAAGUGGGCCUAGAAGCAAAGAUAGAAGAAUAAAGGGGGCUAAGAGAGACUGGGAUGGAGUUUGGUUUACGUUCUUCAGAGGAUGAAUCCUGGUGACCUGAACCAGAUGCUCCACUAGUGACACCAGAGUCUGGGAGUUACUGAGUCCAGUGCAGAAGCUGACUGGGUGCUCAGAAAGAUCUCCACAGAGGAUGACUCCUGCUGACUGAGGUCUUCUAGCUAGUCAACACGGUGCCCAAAAUUCAGCUGAGCCAUGAAGUGGACUCUGUUUUCUUAGUUUAGUCUUAUGGAAAUAAAAAACGUUACACCUUCCUAAAAAAAGUGGAGGGGUUUCCUGUCAGAGUUCAUGAACUCUGCAGGCAGCAGGAGGCUCCGGUUUCCUUUUGCUAAUAAGCUCCUAAAUAACUUUAACUGGAUUUUAUCAAGGCUAUAAAGGUAACUUGCAGAAUUUUGUCUUUUUCAGACUUCACAGCAGAGAUGAACAAACUGUUUGUAGAUUCUCAUCUGAAUGUUUUAAAUAAGCAAUAAAUAAUACAAAGUUAUCACCUUUUUCCUCUGAAAGCUGUAAAUGUCCACAAUCAGAGACAAAUGUGCUGCAACCUGCAGGAACCUUGAACCUAAGGAUGUUCGUGAUGUUCAGCUGUACAGAAAUCUGUAUAUCUUCAAGUUUCUGUUGUGAAAAUGUGUUACAAUCUGUUUUUCUGCAAUGAAACCUGAAUAAAAUCAGUCUGUUUCCAAUCAA